CUCUCAUAUACAGACACACAGUAACACACAAACACACUUAAUUCAAGUUUAUUAUUAUUAUAAUUGCAUGUCUUGUGUAAUGUGGACUGAAACUUUUCAUUUCACAAACUACGAUGCACGAUAUAUAUAUAGAGAUAUAGAGAGAAAGAAUGUUGGAAAUAAGAAGAAAGCAAAAGUUGGUUGGCCUUGAUUUUCAUCGCCAUCAUUUUGAGUUUUCGUUUAUCCAUUCGAAACGAAAAAAAAAACUUCUUUGUCAACAAACAAACAAAACAGAAAGAUGAACAAUUUGAUUAUCAUUUUGGUGAUGAUUUUUUCAUACAAAUUUUUUUCCAUUCAAUCGAUUCCAGUAUCGAAUACGGAAAAAUUUUUAAAAAAUAAUCCAAAUAUUACCGAUGAAAAACAUGGUAUUCGUAUGGGACAGGUAUUGCCUGAAUGUGAUGAUGCAAAGACGGAUCUUGAUAUCGAUUGGAAUGGAUCACCGAUAAAUUAUACUUGUUAUCACCGUAUACCAUAUGGUAUCGAUACGGGAAUUGAUUCAAUUGUUGAAUGUGAAAAAUUAUCACCAGAUUAUAUGCCACAACAUUUUUGUAUCAAAGAUCGUAUUGAUUAUAGUAAUCAUUCAUCAUUACCAACAUAUGGUGAUCAUCGUCCAUUAUGGCCAAUAUUUGGUGAAUAUCGUUUUAUUCCACCACAAAGAUGGUUACAUAAUGUUGAGCAUGGUGCAAUCAUAAUGAUAUAUCAUCCAUGUGCACAUCCAAUGAUGGUGGAUAAACUUCAAAAAUUGGUACGAAAUUGUAUUCGAAAACAUGUGAUUACACCAGAUUCAUAUCGAUUAGAUCAUAAACGACCAUUAGCAUUGAUUGCAUGGGGUUGUCGUUUACGAAUGAAUUAUGUUGAUUCACAUGAAAUUGUCAAUUUUAUUCGGAAACAUGCUCUCCAUGGUCCGGAAGGAAAAUUACCAAAAGAAGGACAAUAUGAUGCACAUCUUCUAAGGAAAGCAGAGAUUCCAAUUGGUUCGAAUUUCGAUGAUGAUAUUCUUUGUCCAUUUAGUUUUCGUUGAUUUUGUUUUUAUUCUAUUUUUAAAAAAUUUGUCUUUCCAAGCCUAAUUAAUCAUUCCGAAAAUUUUUUGAACAUGAAAACAUCCAUACCUAGUCAUUCAUACAUACAUGAUCGUUAUUGUUGUUAAUUUUUCAAAUUUUAUCUUACCAUUCUAUAAAUGAAAUAAUAAAAAAAAAUUACGGAUUA
Dermatophagoides farinae (American house dust mite) is the source of this 1245-nucleotide messenger RNA. RefSeq lists its product as uncharacterized. Gene Ontology annotation, cellular component: cytoplasm. Lineage: Eukaryota; Metazoa; Arthropoda; Arachnida; Sarcoptiformes; Pyroglyphidae. The record is from RefSeq and is a predicted model, not a curated record.